This is a messenger RNA of Staurois parvus, 399 nucleotides long. Lineage: Eukaryota; Metazoa; Chordata; Amphibia; Anura; Ranidae. The record is from the annotation of a GenBank genome assembly.
GACAUGUACACUGAUCAUCAGGGCACUGAUGAUCAGUGUGCCCUGAUGAUCAGUGUAGCCCCAGCAGUGCCACCUGUCAGUGUCCAUCAUGCCAGCUGUCAGUGCUCAUCAAUGCCACCAGCCAGUGCCCAUCAGUGCUUCAUCAAUGCCACAUAUCAGUGCCUACCAGUGCAUAUCAAUGCCACAUAUCAGUGUCCAUCUGAGCUGCCUUUCAGUGUCACCUAUCAGUGCCAGUCAGUGCCACCUAUCAGUGCUGCCAAUCAGUGCCACCUAUCAGUGCCAUGCCCAUCAGUGCCACCUAUCAGUGCCCAUCAGUGCAGCCUAUCAGUGCCCAUCACUGCAACCUCAUUAGCGCACAUCAGUGAAGGAGAAAAAUCGCUUCUUUACAAAAUGUUAUAA